UGUGCUUUUUGAAUAUAAUAUAUCUAUCUCAUUUUCUCGGUGGUUACAGAUGUUGUUGGCAUUUAACUAUGCGCUGCUCCCUAACGCUAAAUGGACAAUGCUUUUGUGUAAUCAAAGGAUCAUGUUCAUCUAUCAAAUCAUUCUUUUGAGUCGGAUCUUUUCACAGACGCAAACAAAGUGCGUGUGUAUGACGUCGCCACUUUGUUGCCUGACUACCACCCUGCGUCCCAAUGUGCGUACUAUCCACCCUAUCUGCCCUAAAUAGUAUUGAAAAUUCUAAAUAUCUCAUCAUCGUCCAUAUCGCUGUUUACAUUAGACUUGCGUUACCAAGGCGAUGACGGAUGCAUUUGUAUUACAUUCCGAAGAGCUCCGUUAUUAGCACCACAGUGGAAAAUAAAACCGUAUUCGUGCUGACUGAGAACCGUUCGGUCCGAUCGUGGAAAAGCGGCUAGAUCUCCGUUGUAAAGCACGACAGAAAUUUGCGUGGGUUUGCUUUGCUCAUGAACGUGAAUCAAAGUUAUGUGACUAGAGACGUAAACGGAAAUCGGGAUUCCCCUUGAAUUCUCCGGGAAGUAUAGUUUCACUUUUAUAAUUGAUGCUUCUGUAUAAAUUACAAGAUUCUGUUCGCAAAAGUCGUGAACCUUGUUGUCCAAAAUGUAAAAUUACCCCCCAGGAAGUCUUCUGAGAAAAGUUUAUGUAGAGUUUUAAAUGCAUGUGAGGAUAACCAGAUAUAAUUUCGUUAGGAUAUCGCGUUAUCAUUGGUUAUUUAUGUGCCACAUUUCUUCUUUUCCUUUUUCGUUUAUAGUGUCACAAAGAGAUAAGCCUGUCUGCGGGCAACAUCAUCAAAACUUUUGUCUAUCUAAAUUAAGGACAUUGAAGGUGUAAAUCCAAAGUGGCUACUGAUUUCUAGAAUGUGAUGAAUGAGGCUACAGUGGAUUUCUUUCUCAAUGGCAUGAUAAAUGCAAUUUUCAUUCAAUAAUAGCUCGAGAAAAAAAGUGCAGAUAGCUAUUUUUUCCCCUACUUUUUUUCCUGACUAGCCUUUUAAGCAAACAAAGAGAUGUUUAAAAUGCAUAAUAAAAUACCAUACUCCCAGCUGUUAAAAUGACCCAGACUAUAACCUACAGCAUCUAUACAGGAUCAUAAAGUGAAAUGGCGGAUGGAUUUUCUAACAUGGUUAACAGUGUGACUGCAUCUCUUAAAAAAGAGGAGUGUAAGACCCUACGGUACCUUUGUACAGAUUUGUUCAACAACAUCUGUGUGGAAGAUUUGAGAGGAGCUUUGGUGGCUUUUGCCAAACAGACCCAAACUCAAGCAGGCCAGUCUCAAGCUGGUGAUGCCCUGCUGAUGGAGCUCAUGUUCCGAAUGAAGCGCUUUGAUAUCCUAAAGAAGGUUUUUGGCAUCAGUAGUCAACAGGUAGAAGGAAUUGUGAAGAAGGGAGGCGUCAUCUCAGAUUACAGGGUUCUAAUGGCAGAUGUGAGCGAAAACCUGGAGGAUGAGGAUUUACAAUCUCUUAUAUUUCUCCUGAGCGGUACCCUGCCCAAAGAAAGACUGGCUAGAGCUACUAGCUUUUUAGAUGUGGUGGUGGAGUUGGAGAAGUUAGAUGAAGUAUCUUGUGAUAAGCUUGACCUGCUUGAACAGUGUUUGAGGAACAUUCACAGAAUGGACCUUGUCAAAAGGAUUGAGACCUACAAGAAUAGAGGUCAGAAUGUACCAUGUGCAGUCCCGAAGGUUCAGAAUUCUUUUAAGUUCAGCCCUGUGCACCGUCAGUCUCCUGUUCAACCAGUGAAGCAUUCACAAUGCUGUUCUCAAGAGUUGAAAAAUUUAAAGCUUUCAGUGCCUGAAACAGGGACGCAGCAUCAAGAGGCUUUUAUGGAGGAGUAUGAAAUGAAUCCUGAGCAGAGGGAUCUGUGUAUAAUUAUUGACUGUGUUGGCUGUGAUGGAGAAAUGUUGAAUCAGACAUUUGAGCGUCUGGGUUUCAGGGUCAUUCUCCACUCUCUCCUGGGUCUAAAAGAAACCCAGAAGGUCUUGGAAGACCUGACCCGUAACAGGAUGCUUCACGUGGUCAAUCGCUUUGUCUGCUGCAUCAUCAGCAGGGGAACGGACACUCAUCUGUUGGCUACGGACUCUAGUCGCCUUGGCAUCAGGCUGGAGGAUCUCAGGCAGCUUUUCAGCCCAACCCAGUGUCCCUCUCUGUGUGGUAAACCCAAACUCUUCUUCACCCUGAUCUACAGGACCUCAGAAGCCCCAAAUACAUCCUCAAUGGACGAUGAAUACCUAGAGACGGAUGCGCCACCAUGCCACUGUUCUAGGAGGCAAUGUGCGGACGCAAGGACUAUCCCAGUGUCUGCGGAUGUCCUUUGGAGCGUGUGCAGAGCAGAGGCAAAGCUGCUGGAAGCGUCUGGCCAUCAGUCUGUUUACAUGCACACGUUAAGCUCUUCCUUACUGAGGGGACGUGAGAGAAAGAUGCUUUUAUUGGACGUCAUGGCAGAGGUGAACAGAAACGUGGGUAGUCACAAUCAACAAAAUCCUGGCAAUGAGUAUCACGUUCAACUCUCACACACACUACGCAAGAAACUUUACUUGUAACACGUUAAUGAGUACAUCACAACACAAACUUUGUUUUUCUUUCUCUCUAUCUCACACACACACACACACACACACACACACACACACACACACACACACACACACACACAGAGACACAUACCCUGCACUUGUUAUUUUUUUGAAUUAUUGUUUGUAUCAGUAUAGUGGAUGAAUAAUCUGACCAUAGCUGAAUACUGCCAUAACUUCUUGUCCUAUAUCGUUGCGUUUAAUGUAUUUGUAUAUGAUUAAUAUUUCUAUUUAUUUAUAUAUCUUUACUACCUAUGGCAGCUAAUAUGAUGUUCUCUGUUGCAGUCACAAUGCUAGUGCCUCAUUAAUUCAUUUAAGAAUACCUUCAGUCAUUAGUUAGGCUAAAUGAAGUUUAUUUGUCUAGUGCUUUUGAAAAUACAUAUUGUAUCAGAGCAGCUUUACAAAAAAAACAUGGCUUAAUGCUAGCUCCAAAAGUGCGAGGAAAGCAGCUCUAUGAGUUGUUUAGGUGACGAACAGAAGCUUUGGGAGGAAUCAGACCCCAUCAUCCUCUGGCAUGACACAUACAUGUGCUAAAUAUCCAGUUACAUUGUAUGCUGUAGUAUUAAUCACGUGUCCAUUGAAUACAUUUUUAAUAUGCAAGCUGUGAGAUUUGAGAAUCUUGUUAUCCAUUUAAAAUGUCUGGCUUUUUCACUAAAAAUUAUAUGCACAUGAAUAAUAAUGCAUAUGCAAAUUAGAACAAAUCUAUCCUUAUAUCUUUGAUGUUCUAUGUACUACUGUAUCAGAAGGGCUGGAGUUUUGUGACCUUAAUGAGUGUGGUGGAAUGUAGUGUGAUAGAUCACUAGAGCAGACCAUAGAGUAGACCAUAUAGGGCUUAAAAAGUAAGUAGACGUGAAGUGAUGAUUAAAUUUGGGCUGAUCUGAUCUGAUUUUCUGGAUCUGGUAAGAAUAGGCUACUGAACUAGUCUUUAAAAAAAUCAUUAAAAAAAAAAACUGUUCAGAGUAGCUGCUGGAUGAUUUGUAUUAGCAGAUUAAAAGAUGACCAAAUAUGAAAAAAGUGACCAGUAUGAAAAAUCUCUAAAAUAUCUUGCAUUACUCUUGACAGCAUGAAAUGUGUAAAGAAAAUGAGUAUUAUGAUUAAAAUGCUUUUAAUCUACUUAAAUAUUUUUCCUUCAAUAAUUUCAUCUCACUAUCUAAAUGUCACUUUUCACCACCUUCUAUUAUAAAACAAUAACCUGCAAAGAGAGUCAGUAAAUGAAUCUUUUUCAGUGAAUAGAUUCAAAAGAUUUGAUUCAUUGAACUCCUCUUCACUAGCAGGGCUGGAAAUGGGGGGCACGUUCAUUCCUAAAUGAAUCAUCCGUUUGAACGAAUCGAUUGAAUGGAUGAUUCAGUGACAAAGACAGUGACCUGCCGCCACCUACUGGCGGUUUCGGUUUAAUUUUUAAAGUAUAAUAAAUUAUUUAACUCCUUUAAUAUUUCUGUUUUCAAAACUCAAUAUUAAAAACAUUAAUCUCAUAACAUCAUUAUUAUGAAUUUAAAUACACUCCUCUCUGAGUCACAAUAAACAAAUAUUCCUUAAUUUGUGAUCUGUGAAAAGAUAAAUUGUUGAUUGUACCUUAUUAUUUUAAUUGCAUUUAUUGUUUAAUUAACAUUUUUGAUAAGUUUAUAUAUAUAUAUAUAUUACACAAAAAGAUGACACGUUUAAUAAAGUUAGAAAAAAUUGCAUUACAAAGGUAAACUUUACACUUUAAAGAGUCAAAUAUCACCUCAUAAUAGGAAGGUCAAUUUCUAUCAUUGGUCAGAAGGUGUUCCUAUUUUUAUUUAUUUAAAUGUUUUUUUUUUUUAAAUGUAAUGUAAAUGUAAAAGUUUAAAUGUAAAUGUACAUUUAAAUGUAAAUGUAAAAGUUAACAUUACAUUCUUGAAGAAUGUAAUGUUAACUUUUAAAAACUAAUUGCAAAUGUUUAUGCAAACUGUUAACUAUUAAAUAAAAUAUACAAAUCAUGCAA
Messenger RNA from Cyprinus carpio (common carp), 4576 nucleotides. RefSeq names its product CASP8 and FADD-like apoptosis regulator. Gene Ontology annotation, molecular function: cysteine-type endopeptidase activity; protein binding. Gene Ontology annotation, biological process: negative regulation of extrinsic apoptotic signaling pathway via death domain receptors; proteolysis. Lineage: Eukaryota; Metazoa; Chordata; Actinopteri; Cypriniformes; Cyprinidae. The record is from RefSeq and is a predicted model, not a curated record.